ACUAUAGAAUCUACCACAAAGGAUGUGUAUAUACUAAAGUGCUGUUCAAUAGUUAACUAUUAAUUAGUGACCAUGACCAUGACAUUUUUCAGUCUGUAUAUAGCCAAAGCUUAUUCUUAUUUCUAGCUAUAGACUCUAUAUGAAUAAAUGGCCACUGGUUGUCAGCCUGCUUGUACUAUUGACCAAGUUGUGAGCCAGCAUAAUCAAGCAAAUGGAUUGGCUGUCAUCAUCUCUAAUGACUACCAGAACACUCGAGACUUGCUUACACUCGAAGGCACCAUCAAAGACAGUCAAAACAUGAAGAACACGUUUGUGAGUGUAAAACUAGCUGUUAUCGCCAGACACAAUGUCCUUUACAAUGAGAUGCUGGCACUUCUUUCAAGCAUAAUUGCAUUUAAGCGUUAUCCCUCUACGUACAAGAGGCUGGUGCUCGUUUUUUCCGGGCAUGGAAUCUCAGACCAUCUUCUCUAUACUAACGAUGCAACCUUGACUACAAUCAGUAUCAAUGACAUCCUAAAGGAUUUCUACAAUGCCUCUCACCUAGCCAAGAUCCCUAAGGUGUUUUUUGUAGAUGCUUGCCGUGGUGAUCAGAGAAAUCUUGGAAUGAUGGUGUCCUCCAGAGGGGGCAAAUCCAUUACGGACAUCGUACCAGCUGAGGGAAACUGGUUACUGGCUUACUCCACACUACCCAGGCAUAAGUCGUACGAGGAGCAAAGCAAGGGAGGUGUGUGGAUGUCUAAGCUAGCAGAGAAGCUACGCACUGAAGAUACUUCACUGGUAGAUAUCCUAACAUCUGUGAAUGAAGAAUUGGUGGAUCUCUACAGCGAAGACAAGACAUAUCCAAUACAACAGCCAGAAUACAUCUCACGACUAAAUAGCAACAUCUUCUUUCUCAGGGAAGCAAAAAGGAUCAAACCUUCAGGAAGAACAGCUAGCACAUGUACAGGGUACAAAAAAGUGAAGGAGCCAAUUCCCCAGUACCAAAGAGCCAACUCACAACCAGCAGCUCCAACUCCAAGACCUCCACCCACGUUGGAAUCGAGUCCAGUUUGUUCCUUGCCUCCUAUGAGUACUAGUCCCGUCAUCAAACCUGCACCCACAAAGAAAAAGUCCCCCAGAGGUACUAGUCCCGUCAUCAAACCUGCACCCACAAAGAAAAAGUCCUCCAGAGGAGCGAGCGUUGCUGGCACAGCACCAGGCAGGAAACCCCAAGAUAAACUCGAAUGGUACUCCAAUGUAAUAGGUAAAAAAAAUCCAAUUUUUACAUCAGAGAAGGUGGGCACACGAAAGUACAUUGGCAAGGCAUACAUUCCUCAGACGUGCGGUUGGAUCAGUGGGGACGUCAAGAACACAAAGGGAGAGGCUGAGGAUGAUGCUGCUGCCAAAUUAGUGGCAAAACUCAAUAUCACAUAAAUUAACUCCUAUAUGGUAGCGUCGAUCUCUGCAGACAUCACAUGCAACUAUAAUCACUGCACGGAACAUGCAAUGUUAAUUUCUUUAAAAGGGAAAUUUUAGAAUAGUUUAUUUUAUCUAUGUUUUGUCAUGUACUUCUGGUUUUGUUCAUACGUAGCACAAAUUACG
Halichondria panicea is the source of this 1581-nucleotide messenger RNA. RefSeq names its product caspase-3-like. The transcript has 4 exons. Gene Ontology annotation, biological process: proteolysis. The record is from RefSeq and is a predicted model, not a curated record. Bases 148 to 1413 code for a protein of 421 amino acids. Gene Ontology annotation, molecular function: cysteine-type endopeptidase activity. NCBI's taxonomy places the organism in Eukaryota, Metazoa, Porifera, Demospongiae, Suberitida, Halichondriidae.